This is a messenger RNA of Paramuricea clavata, 7453 nucleotides long. NCBI's taxonomy places the organism in Eukaryota, Metazoa, Cnidaria, Anthozoa, Malacalcyonacea, Plexauridae. The record is from the annotation of a GenBank genome assembly.
UUUAUUUUCAAGAAACAUGUCCGACACGAGGUUGUAUGAUUUACUUGGUGUGAAACCAGAGGCUACUGAUGCCGAAAUUAAAAAGGUGAGACCAUUUAAAGAAUAUUGAAGUGUAGUUUAAUUAUCCUUCUUUAUUUUACACUUGAUUUUGGGCCAGAAUAGUUGCGAAAAAGCGACGUAAAUACCCACAGAAAAUGACAUAUUUUGUGUUAUACUUUAGGCAUACAGGAAGCUUGCCAAGGAAUUUCAUCCUGAUAAAAACCCCGAGGAGGGCGAAAGGGUAAGAAAAUUGAAGAUAAAAUAAUUUUAUACUAUUCUGUACGUGUUAGUGGUUUUGAAAUGUCUUAUUAAAGAGCAUUUUUCGUUUUUUGUUGUAGUUUAAAGAGAUAAGUUUUGCUUACCAAGUACUAUCAGACAAUGAAAAACGAGAAAUGUAUGAUAAAUUUGGGGAAAGAGGUUUACGUGAGGGAAUGGGUGGAGGUUUGUUAUUUCAUGUAUAUUUUAAAUAUAUAUUUCUGUGGUAUUUUGUGAAAAUAUUGGUGACAGUCUUUGACAAUACCAUGCCAUGAGUGUGACAUUUUGGCAUUCAUUGUCGACCAUUGUCUUAGUUUCAUUAUUAAUUCUUGUUCAAUGGAAACUUUCUACCAGGAAUUAAAAGUGAUAGUAUCAGUGAGAGAUCAGCAUAGUGGGUUGGCACUGUUCUUUAUUAACUGUUGUACAAAAAUUGGAAUAUUGUUGAUGAAUAUUAGGACAUUUGAUGGCUGUGUCACUGUCAGGUUGUCAACUUCUGUGCUGUUUUACUAUGUUGCUCUUCAAUACAAGAUGAUUUUGGGAACCAAGAUGACCUUGGCAACUUCAAAAUUUAAACGACUUACAAUGCUUUUUACGAACGGAUUGUUUCACAGUCAACCAGAAUCCACCGUACUUGUCAACAGGAGUCACACACCCCAAAUAACACGCAAUGCUUUCAUUUCGACUAGUUAAAUUGUAUGAGGUUAGAAAAGGCGAAAUAACAAAGUAGGGCAAGACUUUCUCCUUGAAAAGUAAAAUUGUCUGGUUUUUGAGUAACUGAAUAGUGUAGCACGGAACAUUGGGACUUAACUUUUUAAUAGACAAUUCCCAUUAUAGACUAAUUUUAAAAUUAGGCAAGGAAACUCAAAUAAAUCACCACAGCUAGAAAGAGCAUACUAAAAUUAGUAAAAUUACAAAGUUUGGUUGCGAAAUGUUGUAAAAUGAGGAAAAUAUAGCCUUGCAAAGUUCGCAAAUUUUGUAUACUUUUCGGAAAUUCCUACCACAUUCCUACCACAUUUAGGCCGAAAAUGGUCGCACGCAAUACAAAAGUAUACAAAAUUUGCAAACUUUGCAAGGCUAUAUUUUCCACAUUUUACAACAUUUCGCAACCAAAUUUUGUAAUUUUACUAAUUUUAGUAUGCUCUUUCUAGCUGUGAUGAUUUAUUUGCAUCUCCUUGCCUAGUUUUAAAAUUAGUCUAUAAUGGGAAUUGUCUAUUAAGUGGCAAUGUGUCCUGAUGCUCCCUACUUUAUAUCUAACACCAGACAAUUUUACCCAUCAAUGGGAAAGUGCUGCCACUCAGACGGUUAACAAGGAGUACAAACAAUUAACCUUUUAAGGUGGCUCAAUUUUUUUCAAAUUGUCAACGUAAUUCAAUAUUCUAAGAGAAACCAUUUUAUGAAUAAAAGGUUUCAUGUUAAAUUACUUUAAAGCCAAAAAUCUGCCAUAUUGAAAGAGUUGCAUAAUGUUUGUGUGAAAAUUCCAACUCUGUACAUUUUUUACAUAAGUAAGAUGCUUUUUGUUUUUCAACACAUAAAUGACAUAAUACUUGUCCAAAAGUAUGCACCAAUAUGCAAAUUUUCCAUUUUAAAAAACUUGUAUUGAGCCACCUUAAGCCCAGCAAUUUCGCCUUUACAAAUGACAUCUUGUUGUACUAGACAACAUGAAGUAGCAGAGUAGAGCACAUUCCAGCUUAUUGGGUCAAUUUGACAUUUUAUAAUGGGUGAUUCAGAAAAGAUCUACACUUCCCCCACUGAGGAAAGUAAGUGUAUUCCUGACAUCUGAAGGAGUUAGAGGGGGUUUACGUCCAAUUUCCUCUGUGGGAGAGGUACGGAUGUUUUGUGGAUUGACGCAUUUGAUGAAAACAAACAUGUUUUCAGCUUUUCAAUGUCCCUAAAGUUAAUUAUCAUAUUGUAUUCAGGUGGAUAUGAUGAUGUAUUUUCACAUAUAUUUGGAGGGGGUGGUGGAGGAUUAUUUGGUGAGUGUUCUAAAUUGUACCAAUGUAAUCACUGAUCAAUAUCUAUGUCAAGUAGCAUUCAUUACACUGAUAAACAAGAUUUUUUGUCUGAGUGUAAUGUGCAUGAUAAUAUAAUCACAUUUUUUCUAGGUGGCUUUGGUGGAUUUGGAGGUCGACGGAGAAGAAGAGGCGAAGAUCUUGUUCAUCCAUUGAAGUAAAACCUGUUUUCCAUUCAUUAUAAGAGUCAACUCCUAAACUUGCUGUGAGUGCUUACAUCCAAUCACUGUGCUAGUCAGUUUAUUAUUAUUCAAUGCAAGCACUCGCAGCAAGCUUGCAAGUUGACUUUUGUGACGAGUGGCAAAGAGCCCUAAGCUUUUGAGGUGUGUUCAAGGUGUAGUAGUUUGAAGUAAAUGGUUAAUAAGUGAUUGAACAUUUCAGAGUAAGCCUGGAAGACCUGUACAUAGGCAAAACAAGCAAACUACAGCUGACAAAGAAUGUAAUCUGCGGCCAGUGUCAAGGGUAUGUAUUAUAUAUAAUGCAUGUUUUGUUAGUAGGCAAAAAUAAGUAAACUAAGCUAGUGUCCAGGCCUCUUAUGAUGAGAAGCCACUGUGCUACAAACAUUACCCUAAUAAUAUUAUGCACUACCCUCCUGGAAAAUCUCCCCCCCCCCUGAAAAUGUACACCUCCUUGGGAAGCUUAACCCCCUUGAAUAAGACCAAAUCAGCCCCUUGUAUUUUGAUAACAAACUUAAUUGAGGAGUUGACAUGACAGUUUUUCAACACAUGACAGUUUUUCAAAGGGAAGAACCACAUGACAGUUUUUCAAAGGGAAGAACCAAAGUUCAGGUGAAGUUUGCUUGUAUUAUCAAACAAUGAAAUAUUAUUUUGUUAGGGCUGGUGGCAAGCCUGGAGCAGUGAGAAGCUGUGGCAGUUGCAAUGGUCGGGGAGUGAAAGUCUCAAUACGACACAUUGGACCAGGCAUGGUGCAGCAAAUGCAAUCUGCGUGUAAUGUUUGUAAGGGGGAAGGUAGGGCAUAUAAAGUUAUUUGUAAUGAUGCAACCUUCACAAUCCAUCAGGGCCGCUUAGAGCUUGGUGGGAGCCCGGGGCAAAAUUUUUUGUUAAAGGGCCCCUAUUCCAGCGACUUUACCUCAAUAUUUCAUACCAAAUUUCGGUACUUUGCACAAAAAAAACUAUCAAUAUCUUGCAAACAAACAAACAAACUAAACAAAUAUCUUGCCCUUUGCACAGAAAUAUUUCACCCAAAAAAAUGACUGGCUCCCAACAAAAAAUUUGCCCUCUGCUCCCUCCUCCUGGCGGCCCUGCAAUCCAUCUAUCUAUCUAUUGCCACAGUAACUGAAAUAUUAUUUUUUCUGAUAUUUUCUCAGGUGAAAUGAUAAGUCAGAAAGAUAAAUGUACAACAUGUCAGGGAAAGAAAACAGUGAAAGAAAAUAAAGUAUUAGAGGUCAGUGAAGAUUUGCCUCCAAACAAUUUUGCUCAUAAAGAUGAAGUCCCCCUCCCCCCUACAUUUGCCCCCAGGAUAUCCAAUGUUCCCCUCCUAAGAAAGUUAAAUGUAUAAAUUCUUGAAUGUGAUCUUGAACAGGUUUAUGUGGAUAAAGGAAUGAAGGAUCAUCAAAAAAUAACUUUUGAUGGAGAAGGAGAUCAAGAGGUGAGACAAUAAAAUAUACAUUUUUAACCCACUCAUUGCCAGCACUCUCCCCUUGAUGAGUAAAAUGGUCGGGUGUUAGACAGAGUAAAGUAAUAAAGUAUGGAGUCAAGUAGCGCAAAUUAAGAUGCAUUACACAAUGGGCGGUAAAAGUGAGAAAACAGUAUGAAGAUUUCAAAUGACUAGAUUCGUAGAAUGGAGCACUACAGUAUGGUGUCCUGGAGCUGUGGAUCAUGCACAAAACAGCACAUUGGCAGUGCAUCACAAGCACAAAACAGCACAUGACAAGUGCACCACAAGCACAAAACAACACAUGCCAAGUGCACCACAAGCACAUAAACUAACAAACUCAUGCACCAAAUAUAAAGUAGUUUAUUCUGAUCAUUGUUCUGUAUAUAAAUGCAGCAAAAAUGGGUCGUACAUGAAGAUGAUUGCCUAGAUAGUUCAUCAUGUGUUUACACAGAUUAUCAGAUAGACUGAAGAUGCGUCUUCAUAAUCUAUCUGUACAUAGUCUGUAUAUAUAUUGCAGAGCAAUGAAGUAACAAGACUCUGUCAUUUCAGCCUGGCAUUGAUGCGGGAGAUGUGAUCAUCAUAUUACAACAGAAAGAACAUGAAGCAUUCAAACGAAGUGGACAUGAUCUAUAUUUAGAAAAAGAUAUAACACUCUCGGAAGCGCUGUGUGGGUUUGAUAUGGUUAUAACACACCUAGAUAAGAGAGAGAUUAAAAUACACUGUCCUCCAGGAAAGGUCAUUGAGCCAGGUAAGAGGCUCUGCUUGCUUUUUCCUUUUGCAUAUGUCUUACUGUACCUAACGCUGUCUACCGGAUACAUAAUCACCAUCACCACCACCAGAUAGUGAUUUUUUUCUAAAAUUUGCGAUUCCCCUUACGUUUUCGUACCGCUUUGCAUUGUGGUUAUAGUGGUAUCACUGAUGAAGAUAGCGGCCUCGAAUGAAAAUAUUGAAUGUUUUCACGAAUAUUUUGCUGUUGGCUAUCGCGCACCUGACCCUAGCUUUUUUUAAAAGUUCUUGCAUGGGUCAGGACAAAAAAUAAGCCAUCUUGAAUAUCAGUGAUACCACUAUAAUGCAAAGCGCUACGAAAACGUAAUAAGGGUAAUCUAGUGUUGAUGGGCAUAACCCAGAUUAAACUGUAGUAUUACAUUUUGUGUAUGUGGAGAACACCUCGAUCAUUAAACAUUGAUUUAUUUUGAAUUUUCUUCAUGAAUUAUUAAUUAGACUAAUAAUUUACACAAUUAAAGCUCAUUUCCACUCAAGAAAAUUUUCUGAAAAUAUCAUUGUUAUAAAAGUUGAAAAUGUUCACUUCAAAAAUUUUUUCCCACGGAAAAUUUGUGUUGGCCAAUCACAUUUUACAAAAUUUUCUUUCUUAGUUUGGAUACAGACCACUCAGUUUCUUGACGAUUUAACAAUUCUCUGCAAUCUCAAUAUAUUUUUUUUAAACUCGUGAAUAUUUUUUUCCAGGUUGUAUCCGUGGUGUGGAAGGUGAAGGCAUGCCUAUUUACAGAAGAUCAACCACGAACGGAAACUUGUAUAUAAAAUUUAACGUCGUAUUUCCAGAAAAGAAUUUCUUGGAUGAAGAUAAAUUAAAGGUGAGCUUACAAUGUUGUAAAGGUCCCGUGUUUGAAAUCUAAUUCUCAAACUCAAUAAUUCAUGAAGGAAAUUCAAAAGAAAUGCAUCUUUAUUUUGUAUUCAGAAAUAAGAGGAAGAUUACAGCCGUUUUUCGUCAACUUUAAACUCGCUUUUCUCUUAAAGUAUUGAUUCGUUUGAGAAGCUCAUCCAACACUCGCAAAUGUUCUUCCUCUGAUUUCUAAAUACAGACAAGCCGGUCAAAAAAACUCGGCUUUGCCUCGUAUUUUCAACCUGCUUGUUGUAUUUAGAAAUCAGAGGAAGAACACUUACUCGUGUUGGAUAUAGUACUUCAUUCAUUUAGUUUAAUUUUUUGUUGCUAAAACUGUGAACAUUUGAGAAGACAUUUGUUGUCGUUCGUAAUUUUCUUUAGUAAAUUUUCUGAGAAAAAUUCUCUUUCUAGGAACUUGAAAAAUUGCUCCCUCCUCGUCCUCUGCCACCCAAGGUCGGUGAGGAUGUCGAGGAAGUCGAUCUCGAAGAUGUCGGCGAAGCUGGUGCGACGUCUUCCGACGGCCGACAACGACACGUUUACGAAGAUGGUAGCGACGACGAAGCCUCUGGUCACGGUCCCAGAGUUCAAUGCGCUCAUCAGUAAUGGAUGAUAACCGCAAGUAUACUAAUGAGAAAAUGUGGAUAUAAAAUGUCUCUAUCAUAAUGUCUUGAUAUCUGUCAUGAUGACAGGUUGUAUUUAAUGACAAAAAUUUCUUGAAAAAUCUGCAUGCAUGGAAAUUUGCAAGAAAAUAAUACAGAUAUUGCGCUGUUUUUCAAGGAGAUUUUAUUGUCGAUUUCAAGUCACUUUUCAACGCGCGGUUCCCAAGCUCGUUGCAAACUUGCCAAUUACGUUGCCAAGUUCAAAAGUUGGGCGUGAACUUCGCAACAAAGUUCGCAAGUACAUUUCAAUGUUUGAAUUAUUGUAAACAAAUGUUCAUAGUUCAAGUUGAAAUUAACAAUUCAAUGGAAAGUUCUUGGUCCAGUGGGCUACCAAGAAGAUUUGUAUUUCAUGUAAUUGGUUAUUAUUAUUUAGUAUGAACAUUUGUUUACAAACGAAGUUCAAACAUUGAAAUGAACUUGCGAACCUUGUUGCGAAGUUCGAGCCCAAUUUCCGAACUUGGAAACGUAAUUGGCAAGUUCGCAACAAACUUGAGAACCGCGCGUUGAAAAGUGACUUGGAAUCGACAAUAACAGUUUUAAACUAUUUCUAGUAUUCGUAUUAGUAAGAAAUAGUUUUCAAUAACUCUGGGAUUUGACAGUUACAGCAUUUUACGAGUUCAUACGCAGGUUUGAUAUAGGAUAAUGAAACGUUUGUUUAUAUUAGAUUGAAAUAAGUGCUUUUAUACAUGACGGACGUCUAUGCGAUUAUAAAACGUAUCCGAGGUAUGCAGCAAAGAUUUUUGGAACUACCAAGUUGUAAUUCUUUUAAUUUCGUAACUUUGUGAUCAAGGACUUUUGGACGUUGGAUAUACGAUGUAACUUUACUAAAUCACGCCUACGCCACUAGGAAAAGAUUUCAUUGCUAGCUGAAAUAUCGCUGCUGUACAAAAGAACCGUGUUGAUGAUGUCAUCUACUCAGAAUACUUAUGGAUCUGUUGACAAUGAACCUAAAGUUGUUUCGACGCGGUAAAAACCAAAACCCUAAAUAUAAUGUUGAAGAUGAUAGUAUAGUACUUAUAACACUGUAUUGAACUAAACACCAUACCAUAUGGCAAGUAUAAGAACGAAUCAAUGCUUGCAGGAAUAACGGAUGUUUAAAUUUUCUAAUUCUUCUAAUUGGAAUUGUGAGAUAUUUCAAAUUUAAUAUGUAGAAUAAGUUAUUUUAGUAAUUUAUAUUAAUGUUGUAUUUUCUGGGUUAUACGCGUUUGCUCAUAAUAAAAUCUCUAAGCUCAUUAAUUAACUCUAGAAGCGAC